UCGAAAUUCAUUCUUUCGCCAGUUUACAUAUAUAUUGUCAAUAAAUCACAUAAUAUUCGAAAACAUACACAAAUCUGUUAUUAGUGUCCUUCGGGCUAUACUCAACUCAACAUCUAAACUGAAUUCGUGUACAGAAUUGUCGUGUACAGAAUUAUUACCUUCGCUCAUAUAUCCAGCAUUAUUUCUAAGUGAAUAUAACGAUUAAAGUGAUCAAUAACUGUCAAUUACACGAGUAUAUAAUGUCUGAAAUAACUAAAACCUUGUAUUUAUAUCAUGAAUUAUGUACAGAAAAUAAUUAUAAUGAGUUUUUCAAUCCGAAUAUUUGUCAUGUCUGCAAGAGGCCGAAUGAAGGCAAAUUAAUGCCAUGUGAUUCGUGCGGCAUGGUCUUUUAUUGUUCCAAGGAGCAUCAAAUAAUCCAUCACAGCUCGCAUAUAGAAGUCUGUAUAGUUAUUAAAAUUGCAAGAACAGAAGACUUGGAAUCAAACGAUAGUUCUUUUAACUCAGAUGAUGAAUGGAGGUCAUAUCGAAAGACAUUUAUGCAAGGAAUUCAGAUAAAAAUGACACGUGAUCUAAAGCCGUACGAGAAAGAGAUAAUAAUGUGCGCAAAAUCAUGUCUUAUUUGUCACCAACAGAUUAAUCUGCGAACAUGCAACAUCUGUUAUUCCGCCAAUUAUUGUGAUAAGCACCAAUUUUAUUUAAAAAAAAAACACGGGACAAUGUGUACAGAUUUACUGGUAUUGUUGAAUUUAAAUAUCUUAAAUAAAAGCUACUUAAAUUUAAAAACGUAUCCACAAACUAUGAAGUUUACCAGAAUAACAAUAGAUUUUGAUGAUAUGAUUACAUUUGUUGAUCAAUAUAUUAAUAAACAUUAUGCAAAGAUGGGAGUUUGGAAUGAUAAUUCUUACAUAUAUUCAGAUUAUUUGUCAGCACCAUUGACACUAUAUUACGGGUUAAAGGAAUUCGCAAAUUUAUUUAAAGAAGCACAGAUUUAUAGAGAAGAACAUAAACUUAUUAACCGCAGCAGAAGUUUUCUUUUUAUCGUACAUAUCAUAGGUGCGAUUUCAGUAGAUAUAACGGGUUUACCAUCAUGGGAAAUUUUCUUACAUAUUUUUAAUAAACAUAAAUUUUCGGAAAAUAAAAUUAUGGAAUUAAAAGUUAUAUUGGUAGCACCAGAAACGGAUUGUGACAGGAAUGAAUAUUACGAUGUUUGCAGAGAAUGCGUCCGAACAAAUAAGCAGCUAUAUCUUGGAAAUGCAAGUGUGUCAUAUGAGGAUUAUAUGCGCACAAAUUUGUAUAAGCAAGCAAAUAUCAUUAUUGCAUUUCAAGCAGAAUUUAGUAUGGGGAGUCCCCUAUUAGAUAUUUUCAUCGCAACACAAGAUCGUACAUGUCCGUUUUUUUUCACCACAGCGUCACAAAAUAAAGCAGAAGAGAACAUAAGGAAGAUACAAGAAGUCUUGAACGUUCCUAGACAGCGUUCUGUAGAAAAUAAAUUUCGGAGUUAUAGACCAUACAGAAAUUACGAGACUGGGCCGUUUAUAUGGAGUUUAAGUUACGCAGAUAAAGUUUUGUUUGGCUAUUGAUAAGAGCUUCACAGAUAUUACAAUGUCAACGGUCCUCAGCCAUGGCUCUUUAGCCGAGCUAGAACGGCGAAAUGUACCCUAAGCCGAAUAGAAAAUCAAGAUUUGAUUAUUUUCUCGUAAUUUUGAUUUUCAUCGUGAUUUUAUAUUCUACUUAACAUAAUUGUAUUUGCAACUUAGUUAUGAUUGCUUCCGCAAUUUUUCAACAUUAUUCUUUAUUAUUUGUAAAUUUUAUAAUAUUCACGAAUAAAUAAUCAUUUCGUUGAUAGAACAUACA
Molecule: messenger RNA, 1854 nt
Organism: Odontomachus brunneus
Lineage: Eukaryota; Metazoa; Arthropoda; Insecta; Hymenoptera; Formicidae
Exons: 2
Coding region: 240-1580 (446 amino acids)
Cellular component (GO): extrinsic component of mitochondrial inner membrane
Source: RefSeq, a predicted model, not a curated record